UGCAUCAUGGUGCAACACACACUGUGCGGUGGAAACUCAGUCGAGCGAAACGAGAUCAGUACAAGUCCAACAGUCACGUCUAAAAGCUUCACGCACAGGCCAAUAUAUAUAUUAUAAAGAAAUAUUAUCAUUUUAUUAUAGAGAAAGAAAUUUUGUACAAAGAAGAAUUUUUCAAGUGAGACACACAAACCGAGAAAAAUCAAAGAAGAAGAAAAAGAAGAAGAAGAAGAAGAAGUUUUUUUUUUCAAGAAAUAGAAAUUAUUUUCUUAUAUUUUAAUUAAUAAAUAUUAUAGGGACAAUGUCUAAAAUUGUGACGUUUAAUUAUUAUUCUCUAUUUUCAAUUGUGACAAUUAUUGUCAUUAAUGUGAGUUUGACGCGUGCUCAAACUCAAUUUCGAUGUCCUGAGGAGAAGGGCUUUUAUCCCGAUCCAGAGCAGUGCGAUUUAUAUUAUGCCUGUGUUGAUGGACAACCCGAGGAGAGACUCUGUAAGGAUGGACUCGUUUUUAGGGACGAUAAUCCGAAAAAGGACUUUUGCGAUCUUCCCGCCAAUGUCCCUUGUGGCGAUCGCACUCUUCUUCAGGAGCCACAAAGUUCAAAAGGAUGUCCAAGAGCAAAUGGUUAUUUCAAGCACGACGAUCCCGACUCGUGUGAUAAAUUUAUGAAUUGCAUUGAUGGAGUUGCAAUGGAAAUGUCAUGUCCGCCUGGAUUGAUAUACGAGGACAAAAUGUCGAGUUGCGUAUGGGCGCAGGACUCAACGAGACUUUGUGAGACUUUAAAGCGUGAGACAUUAGACGAUGGCUUCACAUGUCCCGAGGGCGAUGUCGCUGGACCGCAGGGAAGAAUUUUACCCCAUCCCACAUAUCCCCAUCCAGAAGACUGUGCCAAAUUUUAUAUCUGUAAAAAUGGCGUUGUACCACAAAAAGGACAAUGCGAGCCUGAUACUGUUUACAAUGAAGAAAGUUUCAGGUGCACCGAACCCGAAUUAGUUCAAGGAUGCGAGGAUUACUACAACAAGAGAAAUUGAGUUACAUAGUUACAGCAGGUGCCAGCUUCGCGAUAUAUAACGCUUAACUUUUACCCAUAAGAAUAAUAAAAAGUAGUUUUUACAUUAUAUAAGAUGCACUACUUGCUUUGUUGUAAUUUUUUUUUCUCAUUUUUUUUUUAUUCGUCAGUGAAAAAUACUUUUCCUUUUAUGUAAGAAAUUGAGUCUUCAAUCUUUUUUUUUCAAAGCGUUUAUACAGGAAUUUUUUUUUUUAAUUUUUCGUGUUCGAUUUUUUUUCGAUCUCGAUAUUUAAUUAUAUAUUAUUUAUUGAAAAUGAGUCAAGGAACCAAAACGAGUUAUUAAAUUAUUUGAGAGAUUAAUUUAAUCGGAAAAAGCAGGAAAUGUAUAUGAAUUUCCAGUUAUUGAAUUUUAUUAAUAUUAUUUGUAUUUUAAAGUUCAUCUAGUUAUUUUUUUUUAGUGCAUUUUAUGACAAAUUACAUCAUUAUUAUCUUGUGUAUUAUCACGCAUUCAUUUUCAAUCAUUUGUAAUAGUUAUUUUAUAUAUUACGUUAUAUUUAUUUAAUUUUUAAUAAUAAAAAAAAAUUAUUAAGCCUUUUGUACA
This is a messenger RNA of Leptopilina heterotoma, 1603 nucleotides long. Its product is annotated as protein obstructor-E-like. Gene Ontology annotation, cellular component: extracellular region. NCBI's taxonomy places the organism in Eukaryota, Metazoa, Arthropoda, Insecta, Hymenoptera, Figitidae. Bases 299 to 1024 code for a protein of 241 amino acids. The record is from RefSeq and is a predicted model, not a curated record. The transcript is spliced from 3 exons. Gene Ontology annotation, molecular function: chitin binding.